Molecule: messenger RNA, 1548 nt
Organism: Cynara cardunculus var. scolymus (artichoke)
Lineage: Eukaryota; Viridiplantae; Streptophyta; Magnoliopsida; Asterales; Asteraceae
Product: anthocyanidin 3-O-glucoside 6''-O-acyltransferase-like
Exons: 2
Coding region: 1-1506 (501 amino acids)
Source: RefSeq, a predicted model, not a curated record
AUGGUGAAAGUUUCUCCUCGGCGAGGCGUGCUUCGAUUCCGAAAACAAGUGUAUAGUCUCCUCCACCUCCACCUCCACCUCUCACCGCCUUCAAUGGCGAUGCCCUUCCAUGUAAAUAUUCUUGAGAAAUGCCAUGUAUCUCCGCCACCGGAUUCCAUUAUACCUCCAAUCUCACUUCCCCUAACCUUCUUCGACAUUCCAUGGCUUCUCCACCCCUCAAAUCAAACCCUCUUCUUCUUCCCUAAACCACCUGCCAAAUCCUCCACCACCACUGUAAUCUCCCUCCUCAAACAAGCGCUCUCUCUCACCCUCCACCAUUUCCACCCUCUCGCCGGAAACCUCUCAGCUCCACCACCUCCGGCCGAACCCCACAUAGUUUACAACAAAGGUGACUCCGUCUCACUCACCAUAGCCGAGUCAAAUGCCAACAUCAGCCAUCUUUCCGGCAACCACCCACGAAGCAUCACCAUGCUUUACUCACUUCUACCAAAACUCCCUUUCCCAUCCAAGUCACGUGACACCCACGUGGUCCUGGUUCUCCCUCUUCUUGCCAUCCAGAUUACUGUCUUUCGCGAUCUGGGAUUUUCCGUCGGAGUCACGGCCCAACAUGCAGCAGCCGAUGAAAGAACACUGGACCAGUUCAUCAAGUGUUGGGCUUCUGUCUGCAAAUCUUUGUUGAAAAAGGACUCUUUCUUUGCCUUCAAACCACAACCUUUCUUCGAUCGGACCAUAAUUUUGGACCCCAAUUCGCAUAAAACGACGUUCUUGAAACAAUGGUGGCACCGACGACUCAUGAAUUCUCCGAAAGAUUCCCAUCAAGAAAUUAUUGGUCAUAACAUCGUUCAAGCCACCUUCAUCUUGAGUUCAUCAGACAUUAACAUGAUCAAACAUCACAUUCUCGCAAAAUGCAAGACGAUAAAAGAGGAUCCACCGGUACAUUUAUCACCCUACGUAAGUGCAUGUUCUUUUAUAUGGGUCUGUUUACUAAAAUCUGAAGAAGAAACCUACGAUUCAAAGGGUACAACGACUCCUCUCUAUAUAGGGUUCAACGCAGGUGGGAUUACUCGUUUAGGGUAUGAAAUACCCUCAAGUUACUUCGGGAAUUGCAUAGCUUUUGGGAGAUGUAAGGCACUGGGGAGUCAAUUGUUGGGUGAAGAUGGGGUUGUUUUUGCAGCCAAAUCGAUCGGAAAAGAGAUUAAGAGGCUGGAUAAGGACGUUUUAGAGGGUGCAGAAAGGUGGAUUUGUGAAUGGGAUGAAUUGAACAUUAGGGUUCUUGGUUCACCAAAAGUUGAUUCAUAUGCGAUGGAUUUUGGGUGGGGGAAAGUUGAUAAGGUUGAGAAGUUAUCAAGCGAUGAUCACCAUGGGAGGGUUAAUCAUGUAAUUUCACUGACUGGAAGUAGGGAUCUGAAAGAUGGAAUGGAGAUAGGAGUAGUUCUUUCUAGGGCUACAAUGAAUGCAUUCACUCGUCUCUUCAGUGGUGGUCUAUUAGAACUUGCAAUUUCAUGAUGACUGGAAUUGGGAUCCAAGAAAGAUGAUCAGUACAAUAAA